Gastrolobium bilobum is the source of this 2559-nucleotide messenger RNA. Its product is annotated as exocyst complex component EXO70A1-like. The record is from RefSeq and is a predicted model, not a curated record. NCBI's taxonomy places the organism in Eukaryota, Viridiplantae, Streptophyta, Magnoliopsida, Fabales, Fabaceae. Gene Ontology annotation, molecular function: phosphatidylinositol-4,5-bisphosphate binding. Gene Ontology annotation, cellular component: exocyst. Gene Ontology annotation, biological process: exocytosis. The coding region runs from base 7 to 2046 and encodes 679 amino acids. The transcript has 13 exons.
UGUCUUAUGAAUGAGAAGAAGACUCUUCUGUUCUCUUGCAUAUCAAAAAACAAAAACAAAGAGAAAACAAAGAAUAUGGGAAUGGCAGUAGCAGGAGUUGAUUUGCUUAGUGAAAAAGCCUUAGCCAUGAGAGAGUCUCUGCAAAAAAGCCAGACAAUCACUGACAACGUUGUUUCAAUUCUCGGUUCCUUUGACCACCGUCUCUCCGCCCUUGAAACCGCCAUGCGUCCUACUCAGAUUAGAACGCAUUCUAUUCGGAAAGCUCAUGAGAAUAUUGAUAAGACUUUGAAGUCCGCAGAGGUUAUAUUGGCUCACUUUGAUCAAUAUUAUCAGGCAGAGGCAAAAAUAGUUAAAGGGCCACAUGAAGAUGUGGAGAAAUAUCUUGAAGCAAUUGAUCAGCUGAAAAGCAACAUUAUAUUUUUUGGCAGUAAGAAAGGUUUUAAGAGUGGUGAUGGUAUUGUCAGCCAUGCCAAUAGUUUGAUAACUAAAGCUAUUUCUAAGCUAGAAGAUGAGUUUAAGCAGCUGUUAUCAUCUUACAGCAAACCUGUGGAACCUGAGUGCUUGUUUGAUUGCCUACCAAUCUCAAUGCGACCUUCAUCAGCAUCACCUGGCCAUGAAGGUGAUCCUAGUGCCAAGAAUCAUUCUUCUACUGGAACCAAUAGCCAUUCUGAUCCACAUAAAAAUAAUGCUGAUGGCGUUAUAUAUACACCUCCUGCUCUUGUACCACCAAGAGUUUUGCCACUGCUCCAUGAUUUAGCCCAGCAAAUGGUUCAAGCUGGUCACCAGCAACAGUUGCUCAAAAUUUACAGAGAUACUCGUUCUAAUGUAUUGGAAGAAAGCCUGCAAAAACUUGGAGUUGAGAAACUCAGUAAAGAUGAUGUUCAAAAGCUACAAUGGGAGGUUUUGGAAGCAAAAAUUGGAAACUGGAUUCAUUUCAUGCGUAUUGCUGUAAAAUUGUUGUUUGCUGGAGAGCGGAAAGUUUGUAAUCAGAUAUUUGAAGGAUUUGAUUCACUUAAUGAUCAGUGUUUUGCUGAGGUAACUACGAACAGUGUCUUCAUGCUACUUAGUUUUGGAGAAGCAAUUGCCAAAAGCAAGAGAUCACCUGAAAAGUUAUUUGUACUUUUGGACAUGUACGAAAUAUUGCAAGAGAUCCAUUCAGAGAUUGAAACAAUCUUUAAAGGCAAACCAUGCACCGAAAUAAGAGAAGCUGCAACGGGUUUGACAAAACGGCUUGCACAAACAGCCCAGGAGACCUUUGGAGAUUUUGAAGAAGCAGUUGAGAAAGAUGCUACAAAGACUGCAGUAACAGAUGGAACUGUCCACCCUUUGACAAGCUAUGUGAUUAACUAUGUGAAGUUUUUGUUUGACUACCGUUCUACCUUGGACAAACUUUUCCAAGAAUUUGAAGGUGAAGGUGAUUCUUUGCAGCUAGCAUCUGUAACAAUGCGAAUAAUGCAAGCUCUUCAAACCAAUUUAGACGGGAAAGCAAAGCAGUAUAGAGACCCUGCACUGAUGCACCUAUUUCUCAUGAAUAAUAUUCAUUAUAUUGUCAGAUCAGUUCGGAGGUCUGAAGCGAAGGAUUUGUUGGGGGAUGAUUGGGUACAACGACAUAGGAAGAUUGUACAGCAGCAUGCAAAUCAAUACAAAAGAAAUGCCUGGGCAAAGAUUCUUCAGACCCUCUCUGUUCAGGGCCUCGGCUCAUCAGGUGGUGGUGGGGGUGGAACUGCUGGUGGCGAUGUUGGAAGUAGUAGCGGUGCUUCCAGAGCAAUUGUUAAAGACAGGUUUAAGUCAUUCAAUACUAUGUUUGAGGAACUUCAUCAGAAACAAUCUCAGUGGACAGUACCUGACACUGAGCUGCGAGAGUCUCUUAGACUUGCAGUUGCUGAAGUCUUGUUGCCUGCCUAUAGAUCAUUUGUGAAACGUUUUGGGCCUCUAGUGGAGAAUGGAAAGACUACUCAGAGGUACAUCAAAUACACUGCAGAAGAUCUAGAACGAAUCUUGGAUGAAUUUUUUGAAGGAAAAAACAUGAAUGAAUCGAAGCGGUAAUUGGAGUGUAGAUGAAGGGACUCAAGGAAAUGAGAGUUACCAUUUAUGUCUUUGGGUGUAUAGCAAGAACUUUAGUAAGAGGGUGACCAUGUCUCUGCUUCCUGCAAUUGCAUGUAUAGUUCAUUCUUUCCUUGCGUAAAUGAUAGCCCCAUCAAGAUUUUACUUGAGCAUUGUUGUAACUCAUGAUACACGAGUGAUUUUCAAUAUAUGGAAUUUUAAUGUUUUUCUUUUUCUUUUUCCCUUUUAACUUUUGUUUUGUUUUGAGGGAGAUUAAUAUGUAAUAAGGGAUUGGUGUAGUCUCCUGUCAAAUUUCAGGUUGAUGUUUGUUCCAUUUAUUGGCGUAAAUAGCACUUUUCCUUCUUUUUCUCUUUUUCCUUUUUAAAAUUUUGCAUAUAGCAGUAUGCAUUAAUGUAAGGAGUGAUAGUUGUAUAGGGUUUUUUAUUUUCGGGGUACAUUUCUAGGUUUAAUUAUGCAUCUAGCAGAAUGUAAUAUGACUUUAGAUUUUUGAGUAUU